AUGGCCAAUAAAUAUGAUGUGCAAAGGUUUCUCGAGAAAAAGUAUGCACACAGUCAAUCCUACUAUUACUCCAAGACUCUAAAUGAUUUUGUGAGUUCUGCCAGAACCUCCGAUGUGAUUGGGUUCUAUUAAGUUAUGGCCUAUCGAGAGGAAUUAGAAUAUCUGAAGCGAUUCUAUUGCUUAAGUGAGGUGUUCCAAAAGCUUCGUCUCUUUACUGAGUACUACAAGUAUCACAAUGAGAUACCUAGGUUCUUCAUGCCACAUUUAUGUCAUAUUAUGAGCAACUAUCAUGAUAAGAGGAGAAGGAUUGAAUAUUAUAGGAUCAAGAGAAUUAUCGAGGAGGAAAAUAGAAAUAACCCCAAUAAACCUAAAAAGGCCAUUGUUGGAGACUCGCCCAAAGAAGCUGUUCCCACCUCCCCUAAACCAUAGCAUGCAUACAGCAAGAUCCUAUCUGGCAUUUAGGAUGCUUCAACAACUAUUGAAACCAUUAAUAAUAAAUUGAAUGCAUUAUAAAUUAAUGUUGGCGAGUUAAAUCUUUAGCCAUCUAAUCGAGAAUAAGAAUAGUUACAAAAUUUCAUUCAAUUUAUGGUAGACAAACAAAAACUCAAGACUAUCACUCAACAUGUAUAACUGAACUCCCCUAAAACUUAUAAUAAACUCCCAAUAGGAGUGAGUCAAUAGACCAUUAAACAAAUAAUAUCAAGAACUUAGAAAAAUUAAUAGACCUUCCACUUAUCCCCAAAAAUGGGAACAGAUGCCCAACCCUAAAUUGGCCCCUAUACUUAAAGAAUACUCAAAGGUCCUCUAUAGAAAAUGCUCACUCCUGCACAAAUCUACACCAUGAAUUCCCCGUCUAAUCACACUCACAAUAACACUGCCAUCCCAUAGAAAUCGAAAAUAUCAUCAUCGAAAAACCAUUAACAAAGUCUCUCGUUGUCAAAGCAAUUUAAAAUUAAUGAUGCAAUGCGUAUACCUUUACGAAUGCACCAACAUACUAGAUCUGAUGUUCGCGUUUACAGGAAAUGA
This is a messenger RNA of Paramecium tetraurelia, 1026 nucleotides long. RefSeq lists its product as uncharacterized. NCBI's taxonomy places the organism in Eukaryota, Ciliophora, Oligohymenophorea, Peniculida, Parameciidae. The record is from RefSeq and is a predicted model, not a curated record. The transcript has 4 exons.